Brassicogethes aeneus is the source of this 462-nucleotide messenger RNA. The record is from the annotation of a GenBank genome assembly. NCBI's taxonomy places the organism in Eukaryota, Metazoa, Arthropoda, Insecta, Coleoptera, Nitidulidae.
AUGUUUGAGCGACAAUCCUUUCUCACCUAUCCCUAUACCCAUAUUUUUAGGAAUAAAGCAGUUUUGGAAAAUAAACGCACAGAUGCCACCAACAAUAAAAAAAAACACAAGGCUUGGGAGGACAUUGAAUGCUUGUUCAAUAAAAAUAGUGAUGGGCCAAAGAAAACCAGCCAUCAAUUAAAAAUUCUUUAUUUAAAUUUAAAAAGAAAUACCAGAAAAAAUAUGGCUGGAAUAAAUAAAGAAGAAUAUUUACAAAAAAUCAAGAAACAGGCAUCAGAGGACAAAAAGGAACUUUAUAAAACAGGUGGAGGGAGUUAUACUCCAAAGUUGUCUGAUGACGGAGCAAGGAUGCUUGCUCUUCUAAAAGAGGAGAUGAAGCCGGACCAAAAUACCUUUGAUGAUGGCGCAGAAUGGUUUGGUAUGAUUAUUUUGUAUAGUACAAACCAAAUCAAUUGCCCUUAA